This is a messenger RNA of Durusdinium trenchii, 3163 nucleotides long. The record is from the annotation of a GenBank genome assembly. NCBI's taxonomy places the organism in Eukaryota, Dinophyceae, Suessiales, Symbiodiniaceae.
GAAGUGGAUCCUCAGUACUGUUCGUUGCUUGGCCGUGCCGGACUUUGCAUUCAAGUCCGACUAGUCCCAUGUGUUCUCAAACAUGUUAUUCGAUGUGUUGCCAGCUUUCCGGUCAGACCCGCGAUACCUCAUGGAACAUUCGAUGUGGGACGGGACGCCAGCUUUCCGAGUGAAGGCCAACCGACUGAUCCAAUCACCAAUGGUCGCCAGCCUGAAGAGAUUUGAACAGGAAUACCGAAUGGAUGGCGAUUGCAGAGAUCGAGCAGCGGGAGCAGUUUGAGAAGGACAUUCUAGAUGACAAGCCAGCCAGCAGGAUGUUGGCAGCUGUUGACAAGGCGCAAGUGCCGGAGCCUUUGGCGAGCUUUACGCUCCCCAACAGCGUCAUCGUGGGGAGCAUGAAGGUGCUUUUCGAGCCUGCAGGGCAACAGAUUUGCAUCCUUCCACGAGAGGUGGUCGAGGCGACGCUGGUGGUGUAUUUGAAGGAAGUGGGAUCUACCAAGGAGGGAGAGGCCAUCAUUCAGCAAUGCCUUGGAGUCAUCCGAAAGCUCAUUGGAGCAGGGGACGAGGUGCGGUGCCUCCGGUCGGUGGACCUGGUCUCCAUGGAUGACCGGGAGGAGGUCUCCACGACCACCACCCUGCAGCUGCCCAUCGCCCUUUAUGUCCGUCGCAUCCACCGUGGAUUGGAGGUGGCCGAAGCCAUUUGCCGGCGGGGGCGUGUGGGCUCGGACUUGUGGCAGUCCGUUUGGUCGCUGCCCACGACCAAAUUGGGACCCUUGGAUCUCUGCACCAGGCCUGAUGCCGUGUCCGAAGAUUGCUCCAUGCAGCUGAAGAGGGAAGAGGCCGAUGACGUGUCCUCGAAACUGAGCAACGAGUUGGCCGACUCGCUGCUGAACAUCGCCAUGGACCAAGCGCAAGGGUGGAAGCUGAAUCCUCGGCAGUUGGCAGACUUUACCAGGUCAGUGCGUGCACGGAUCUUCCGAACGGUCCAUUUGGAGUUCCACUGGGCGUAUCCCAAGGGCAUUUUUGACUCCUUGGAUGCCAGCUGCAUCAUUUGCAACGAGGAUCAGGUGCUGGAGAUUAUUGAUGCACAUGGCUGCCAUGCUGUGAAGUAUUCUGCCCCAGGCUUGGGGCCUUACAGCCCAAGACCCGGUUCCCAGAGCAAGAGUGGCGGACGCCACGGCGACCGAGCGGAAGGCUCCAAGGCCAUGAUUACUCCGGUCUUUUGCCACGAGGACACCAACGACCCCACCUCCCGAAGAGGCAAGCAAGUGGUGGAGAUCCGAGUGGAUUUGCUGCCGCCCAGCGUCACUGACCUCCUUUUUGUCAUCUCCCCGACCAACUCCCGAGACUUGUCCAAGUUCACCUCCUUGCGCUGUGUGGUGGUGGACGCGGAGUCAGAGGGCAACGAAAUCUUGGCUGACAACGAAGUGGGCUAUCACCCCAAGUUUGGCGAUGAGAGUGCCACGUUGGUCAGCAUUUAUCGUUUGGAAGAUGAGCUGUGGCAUGUGAACAAGAUCAACUCUUUUGGUCGUGGAAGCCACCGGGACUACAGGACGAUUUUGAACAAUUUGUUGGAGCUGGGCUAUCCGCGCAAUCCUGCCAUGAAGAACUUAGUCCCACCUGUGCUUGAACGAAUUCAAGAAGAGCUCUCGAUCUCUCAUCCAGUGAAAGAGACAGUGGUCAGCUUGACGCAGAAACAUGCCUUGGAGAUGGGCUAUGCUGUUGAGUUGUCUGGCGACCAAAAAGCCAUGACCGCAGAGUUUCUCGAGAUUCUUGCAUCUCCUGAAUUUCCAUCAGCCAUCUCCGACACCCUGUGGCUCUCUUCGGCCCGGCGGAUGAACGCCAAGCAACUGACGCUCAAAGAGGCGAUGUUCGGCGACGCCUGGCGCUUGGGCUUCGACUUUGGCUGGACGUUCCCCGAACAGGAGGAAGAGGAUGAUCCGACGCCCUUCUUCCUGGACGCGACUUGCGUGAUCUUCGAGGGCCAGGCCCUCCGGGAGCUGGUGGACUAUCGCGGGGCGCACGGCGUGCGAUGGGUCAUGAACGGCGUGUUGGACUAUAGAGGCUAUUGGGUUGGUCAGAUCCCAAUUGGCGAUGCCACUGGAGGCGCCGUGCAGCAUGCUGGAGGUGAUGUGAACUACACUGCUCGAGAAGGGAAGACUUCAAUGGAGGUGCAGUUCAACGAGUUGCCCCUGGGGGUGAGCGACGUGUUCUUGGUCCUCUCCAGCCCUUCCCUGCCGAUCUCGUCUUUCAGCGAUAUCACCAUGCAGGUGAAGGACGUGAGGCAUGAGGGGCACAAUGUCUCAGAUGUUUUCGAGCUGACGCCAUCAGUGGAGAAGGACACGGCGCUCAUCGCAUGCCGCUGCUCACGCUCCGUGGAGAAGACCCAGUGGGGCGAGGGCAUUUGGACAUUGGAGAUGAUCAGCUCGUCCAGUGGGGGUCAGGCGAUGGACUACCGUCCGGUGCUGCAAACACUCUAUGCCAUUCAAGCAGCCACGCGUGUGACCAGGCAAUUGCAGUGGCCCUACAAAGGAGGACGCAAUGCGUCCAACGGAGAGGAGAGUAAGACUCUGAAGUUGGGGCGCAAGAUGCCAUUGAGGAUGGAUGGCAUCGAAAGUGCUGAUGCUGUCAUGGUGAAAGGAGGCUCACCGCAGGCGUCCCCACGGGGUGGCAGCAUCCAGCUGCCGAGCAUCGCUUCAAAGACUCCUCGCUCUGGGAGCAGGAGGAGUAAGGAUUCAAGCAAUGAGGAGGGAACUCGAAGUCUUCCAUUGACGGCACGAGGUGUUGAUGCGGCGCGUACGAUGAGUUGAGGGCUGUUUUGGCCCUUCUUUUUGCACAACGGGCUGCCGGAGGCAUCCUUUGCACCACGGAUUCACGAAGGACGUGAAACCUUAGAGAUAGGAUGUGGUCUUUCUGAAAGACCCAAUGUGUGUAGUCUGUGCUGUUGAGGCUGCAGACGAUAGUGACAAGCGCGUUUGCAAGGAAAGGAAAGAAUAUGGAAGAGUCGAGCGAAGCUGGCAAACAUGUUCUGUCAUGCAUUCCUGAUUGCCGCGUAGUCCUAUGAUGGACUUUCAAGAUUUGAAGGUGUAGAACACCGCCAUCAAAAACUGGGUUGGCGAUUGUGUUUGCUUUCAACGCAUGGGCCAGUAGGUUAGGAACGUGG